Molecule: messenger RNA, 2072 nt
Organism: Phascolarctos cinereus (koala)
Lineage: Eukaryota; Metazoa; Chordata; Mammalia; Diprotodontia; Phascolarctidae
Gene: LETMD1
Product: LETM1 domain containing 1
Biological process (GO): intracellular monoatomic cation homeostasis
Cellular component (GO): mitochondrial inner membrane
Molecular function (GO): ribosome binding
Source: RefSeq, a predicted model, not a curated record
CUCUUUCACAGGAGGCGCGUGCGCAAAUAGACUCGCGACCUCUCAGUGAACUUUGACCCCACGACGGCCUCUUUUGUCCCUCCCGCUGUGUCAAGAUGGCGCUGUCCAGGGUCUACUGGAGAUGCGUCUCUCUGGGCGGUGCGGCCGCUCUCCCGGGACCCCUCUUCUCUCUGCGGCUGCAGCCUGGGCGCCGGAGCCCAGCCUGGGGUCCUCCUAGACCUUCCAGGCUUCACCUCUCCCCAAAGGUAGAUUUGAAGAGCAUUGUCUCUUCUUUUGUGGCCAAGACAAAGGUGGUUAAUGAGAAAUAUAAUCGCUUCUUGGAGCGUCGCUUUCCCCGAUUCUAUGUCGUGUAUUCAGUCUUCAGGAAAGGAUUUCAGAUGCUUUUGGCUGAUGCAAAAAAGGCUAGAAGAAUAAAGACAUUUAUGACCCAGAAAAAAUUAAUGUUUCAUCAGCUUUCAUACCGGGACAUGGAACAUUUGCGACAGUUUCGACGAGAUGUGGCCAAGUGUCUUUUCCUGGGCAUCAUUUCCAUCCCACCCUUUGCCAACUACCUGGUCUUCUUGCUGAUGUACUUGUACCCCCGGCAACUGCUGAUCCAGCAUUUUUGGACCUCAAAGCAGCAGCUGGAAUUCUUGGACGUCUACCAUUCUCAACGCAAACAGUCCCAUCCAAAGAUCCUCAACUGCUUGGAAAGGGCCAUCCCUUUGAUCUCAAAUACGGCUCUCCGGUGGCAUUUUACACAGCUGUGCACCAAGGUUCAGAAUGGUGCUCACCCAGGUAUAAAUGAUCUACUGCUUUUGAAGAACUGUUUUUCUGUCUAUCCCCUGGACAUAGGUCAUCUUUCUAUUCCGCACAUGAAAGCCUUGAGCCGGGCCAUGCUUCUCACACCUCACCUACCCUCUGUUUUGCUGAGAUACCGUCUGAAUAAACACACCACUGUGCUUCACCAGCUAGACAAAGCUUUGAAAAGACUGGGGAUUGGCCAGCUGACUGCUCACGAAGUAAAAUCGGCUUGUUAUCUCCGUGGCCUGAAUUCCACCCACCUUACUGAAGACUGGUGUCGAAUUUGGCUAGAAGAAUGGCUACAGUUUUCCUGUAGCCUCAAAAAUGCUGAGAUGUCCCUCUUGCUGCAUGCUGUGGUCCUACUUUCCACCAACCACCCUGGGACAAGGCAUUGAGGGAGCUUCUAGAAAGGACGAGACCGUCCUCUAUCCUUUCUGGAGAUGCAGCCUGGGACCACACAGCACCCACGAGCCACAGACCCACAGAGAGGAGUGAACGCUGCAGGCCUGGCAGUGUGGCACCCAAAGCGGAAGGAAGCAUUAUUGUGUCCCUUCCAGCUAGAACUGAAAGCUCCAUUCACAUGGUUGAGUCCUAUGGGGUCCAUCCCCACGUGAUCAGUAUUAUGUGGCAGUGGCCCUAUCUGCUGCUGUGUUCUUUCUGGCUGGUUUUCCACUGAACUAAAUGCUUGGACUGGACAGGAAACAAAGCUACUUAAACUUAAGCACUUAUGCCCCAGAAUGUUCUUCUGUCCCUUUCUAAAGCUGCCACAGAAAAACACUUUUUCCUUGAUAACUCCUUUCUAACUUAUCGAUGUCCUGUCAAGAAAAAGGGAAGUAUUUUCCUUUGGAAGAGAACAUCUCCCCUGUUUUGCCCUCCUCCCUCACACGUUUACGCUUUCACCUGCCUUGUCUUAAUUUCUGGGCUAUAGCCCCUGUGGAUCUUAAGAUGCCUGGCUCCUGCCACUGUGUUGUUGAUCCCCACCUGUUACUGUCACAGUGGCUGCGGUGUUUGGGCCAUGGAUAACACCAGGAAAAUACCAGUUAGUGCCUGGCUCGGUGAAUCCAUCCAUGGGAAGGACUGCACCCAAGGUACCGUGAAUUGGGUUUAGUUUUGUAUUUGUACAUGUCAGUGACUUGUAAGUUACUAUAAACGCAUGAACCGACGUGUUCAGCCACAAGUAAAGAUUUAAUUAAACUAAUGGCUACAAAUUACUUAAAUGUGCUAAUCAUUUUAUAACAGAGACUGCCUUGCUGUAAGUUCCAUGAUUAAGAUAAAAUUAUGGAAAAAGA